This is a messenger RNA of Conger conger (European conger), 4219 nucleotides long. RefSeq names its product MAX dimerization protein 3 (gene mxd3). The transcript has 6 exons. Lineage: Eukaryota; Metazoa; Chordata; Actinopteri; Anguilliformes; Congridae. The coding region runs from base 84 to 692 and encodes 202 amino acids. The record is from RefSeq and is a predicted model, not a curated record. Gene Ontology annotation, molecular function: RNA polymerase II cis-regulatory region sequence-specific DNA binding; DNA-binding transcription factor activity, RNA polymerase II-specific; protein dimerization activity. Gene Ontology annotation, biological process: regulation of transcription by RNA polymerase II.
GUCAAUAGCUUUCACUAAGCUGUGCUGAAGAAUUGGCUGCUCUACCUAGCUAGAUCGGUGUCACCGUCCUCUCGCUUCAUUUCAUGAUAAAAAUGGAGAUCAAUGGAUGCAACAUCCAGGUCCUGUUACAAGCUGCCGAAUAUCUGGAAAGAAGAGAAAGAGAAGCGGAACAUGGCUAUGCAUCUGUACCCCCUUUCUACAGUAAAGGGGCUUCCGAUAAAAAGAGCAAACAAAAAAACAAGAAGAGUGAUGCGGACAGCACAAGGUCUGUGCACAAUGAACUGGAGAAGCACAGGCGGGCGCAGCUGAGGCAGUGUCUGGAGCAGCUGAAGCAGCAAGUGCCUCUCUCCUCGGACUCGGUCAGGAACACCACGCUCAACCUGCUGAGACGAGCUCGUCUGCACAUCAAGAAACUGCAGGAGCAGGACGAGCGGGCAGAGCGGCUGAAGGACAGGCUGCGCUGGGAGCAGAGGGGGUUGCGCGUGAGGCUGGAACAGCUGCAGGGCUCAGAGAGGACCCGGAACGACAGCCUGGGAUCAGCCGUGUCGUCAGAAAGAUCCGACUCUGACCGAGAGGACAUGGAGGUGGACGUGGAGAGCACGGUGUUUGUGUGUCUGGAGUCCGACGGUCUGGGGGCCACACAGACGGAGGGGGACCACAGCUACUCCACCCCCGGCCAUGCCUGGCUAUGACAUCAGAGCGCCUGCCUCGUCGAGCACUUCGACUGAAAACAUUCCCAAAAAAGAAAAAGGAAAAAAAAAGACAAAAAUGAAAGAAAAAAGAACGAAAAAAAUGAAACUAUUGAGUGGCGUGGCGGUGGAUGAGAGAAGACAAAUAAAAACAAAGAAAGUUGCGGCUGGGGUCUUCCUGAAGUACCCCCCGUGUACGGCAGAGCGGCUACAACGCGCGUGCCCGUGUGUUACGCAGCGCAACAGCGAUUUAAGAACCAACCCUGGCCCGCGUUUUCGGUUGAGUCCAGUAACCCGACAGGCCUGGGACGAUCGAUGCCUCGGGGCACCCUGCGAAACAAGAUGGGGGAAUUCCCCAGUUUCACACCCACUCAGGGAGGGGCCAGGCCAACAGUUUCACGAAAGUGCCAGAAGAUCGCCUUAGUCAGUGUACAAUCUGACCACCUGACGGCAUGCAUCCCACAGCUCCUGGGUUGUAGGAAACAGGGUCUUGGUGGCUGCACACAUAGCUCUAAACAGGUUUUUCUUUGUCUUUACUGAGCCAGAGGACAUCCUUCCACAGAACAGCAAUGUGUGCAAAACCGUUUGGCUUGUAGAGGGUAAGUGCCUCUAUCUCACUGUGAAACAGGAAGUUUAGAGAGAUUCUGGUUUUCACUGGCACUUAUAGACUACAAGACUGUAAUAAUACUAAUACUUAUUAUCAUUAUUAUUAUCUGAGGGAAUACACAAGGCUAGCAAACUGCCAGGUUAUAUUGUGAGUUGAUUAACUGGUUGGUACAAGCAGUGUGGUUGGAGGGGGAGCUCGCUUCACAAGCUGUUCACAAGCUUUUCUUUUUCAAAAGAAGAGAUUGAGGUGGCGCAGAAGAGACAAUAACUAGAUUUUAAAGAAAUUAAUUAAUAAACAAAUAAAAACCCAUGAGUUGAGAGCUGAUGUCUGCACGCAGCGCUGUACCAAUGCAAUGCUUACUGAUCCAAAUACCACAAGGCUCAGCUCAGGUGAUAAGAACAGACUCUCUAUUGCGACUGUUUCUUGAUGGGUUACUGAAACCAAAAUCACAGGAAGUAUUCAUCUCCUCGGUCUGAAUUGUUUUGUCUGCUCGUAUAAUACCUGAGAGAGGGAGGACGUCAAAAUGUGGAAGCUUUCAAACUGGGCUUCCAGAGCAUGGCAUUUGGUUUAGGGUUAGGUUAGGUUAGGACUAUUGUAGCCAUGCACUUCCACAUUCCGGUUAACCGCCAAAAUAAAAGACUGCAGUUGUGGGUAGGAGAGUCUGCCUCUCUGCCUAGUGGCAAUAUGUAUUUUAAUAUCCAUCUCUACAGGGAUCCGUUGAGCCUUGCUAUGGUCCAAUUUGAGCUGGACCACAAGUUCUGCUCCAUUUUUUGGAUCACACCCUUUGUUUCCACGGCGACCUUCAGUUGUCCUUUGCACUUCUACCUGUGUUUCAUAAAGCUAUCCAGCAUAUUACCUGGAUUAAUAUCAUAUCUGUCUUAUUUAAGCUGAUUUUUAUGUUUCUGUUUGUGUUCAUUUUGCCAUUUAAUAUCUUCUUUGAUCUUUUUUUUCUUCUUUUUUUUUUUCUUCUUUUGCACAACAUAUCGAUGCACUUGUACCGACUUGGUUUUGUGUCACUUUCAGCUAUGCUAUUGCUAUACUGUAUAAGCAAUGUUUUCUUCUGUCUUUUGUAAGAUGCAUGAAUGGGUUGAAAAGCAUAGCCUAUCGAUUUGCCAAGUAAGCUAGAGUGGUCGUCAGUAGGCAAGAAAUUUGUUACUAGGAAGGUCUGAUGGAAUAUUUUGAGCUAACCUGUAAAGUCCAUUCUGACCUCCAGAGACUGCAAAAUAGGAGCAAUUUCAACGGAACUGCAGUGGUGCUAUCCUCAGGGUUAAAUAUCUCCUGUAAGUGUUGCUUUUUCUUCAUGAAUGCAUUGAGCAUUCUUUGACUGCUGAGCUCCUGUUGUUUGCCUACUGAAAAAAAAAACAACAGCCUACUUCAAAUUUUGUGGUGAAAUCCAAGGACAAAGCACUUAGUAAAGUGCCAUAAUGUUGGUACAAGAAACCAUUAACAUUAAUGUGAUAUAGAAAUGUCUGAAAGCAUUCAUUAUGAAUACGUAUGCAUUACUACUCUACCCUGUUAUGUGAGACUCGCUUUUUUGUGUCCCUUGUGUAAAUCUCUACGUCCAACGUUAUUCAUGUAUGUAUGCGCUUAUAUUUCCAGAUUAAUACACAUCACUGCUUGUAAGAAUUGACUUAACCCCUUAACAGACAGAUGUGACCUGCACGUUACAUCUCCCUUAACAGACGGAUGCGAUCUGCACGUUACAUCUCCCUUGACAGAUGGAUGCGACGCCAGCGUUGUAUUUGAUCAUAUGACCGUUUUUCAAGACACGUGACCAUUGAAAUGCAUUGUGAUUCCCGGGCCUUUCUAUGGGUUUUCUAUAGGGCAAUGCAAAACUAUUAACAUGAGUAUUGUUUGCGCAUAGCAUUUUUUUUUUUUUUUUGCACCAAUCAUUGGUUGUGUUACUAGUUUUGUGUGUGCUGAAAGGUUUUGAACGUGCUAAUAUUCUUUACAAAUCAGGCCCUAAGUGUAAUCCCUGUUUAAGUGAAAGGAAAUGUCUUGUUUGGCUUUAACUGUAAAAUAAGUAUGUUGUUUCAGCAUAUGAUAAAGGUAUAUCGUUAACGCAAUGGUAGAAGUUAAGGUUGGCCUUCUAUUUGAUCGGAAAGGCAAACCGAAUACAGGGCAUCUACAUAGAAAUUUUAAGGUGACAUCUUGGGCACAAAAUGAAUUUGGUAAAGUUAGGCUGUUGGAAGAUGUCGCCAAAUGUAUUGUAAAUCUGUCCCUAGACCUCUAGCACUCACCCCCACCCCCCAACUCUGAUUCAUUUGGGCUAUAGCAGGGAUAAUUAAAUUGGGAACAGUUAUGUUAUUGUGUCACUAUUCGUAACUGGUCACCAUCAGUGAUUGGUAGAUACUAUUUACUGUUAAUAUCCACUGGAAGUCAGAGAUUGUAAAAUUUUAAGACGCCUAGGGUGUCCAACAAUUCCUUAAGCUCCAUGUGCCAAGUUGGUGCUGUUAUUUUGGUUACCAACACACUCCACAUUCUUCUCAGUUUGGUAUUAGUGACAUUGUGGCUGUCCCUUCUUUCAUUUAAUGAUAGUUGGAGUACCGGUUUUCUACCAGGAAGGUGACACAGGGAAUGUUCGCCAUGGUAUACACUGACCUCUGAUUUGCAUCUCACUGCUUGGUGAAAAUAUGCAACAAAAGUGCAUUUUUGAAACCUUUAUGUUACCGUUUGUAGAUUAUGAAAGAUGUAUCUCUUAAGCAAUACUUCUCUACGGACACCACUGUUAUAAGGACAGUGCCUUCUUGUUUGGGGUCUAAAAACACCCUCUGCUUAUGAUCCAAGAUGGUGAUCAUGUUGCAACAACUCAAAAACAAUACUUGUAUAAUUUGUGUGUAACUUGUAAGUUUCCCCCAGUAAUCUGAUGUAGCAAUCUUUUAUACUAGUAUGCAUUUGUAUAAUAAAUAUUUUAUAUAUUUAA